Molecule: messenger RNA, 999 nt
Organism: Pipistrellus nathusii (Nathusius's pipistrelle)
Lineage: Eukaryota; Metazoa; Chordata; Mammalia; Chiroptera; Vespertilionidae
Source: the annotation of a GenBank genome assembly
AUGGCCUCAGAAACUGACCGGAACUGCCCAGAGCACAAAGACUUUAUUGAUGCCAUUGAGUUUUUAAAGGACCCAUGGAACAAAGAGAACCUGCAACGCCUGCUGAGUGAUGAAUCCUGGAAGAGAUUUGUGGCUGCAGCCAGUUUGUCCAGAGAUGAGGCAGAUGCACUCUAUGCAGACUUGAGCCAGCUGGAAACAUUCAUGGCCAUGGAAGACAAAGUUAAUAGGGAAAGGUUUAUGAAGGAAUUUCCUCAGGCCAAACAGGACCUUGAGGAACGCAUAAGAAAGCUCUACGCACUUGCUGAUGAGGUUGACAAGCUGCACAGGGGCUGCACCAUCACCCAGGUGGUGGCCUCUUCCACUGGCGCUCUGGCUGGCGUUCUGUCCAUCGCUGGCCUGUGUCUGGCACCUUUCACAGCAGGGGCUAGUCUGUCGCUUCCAAUGUCUGUGGUGGGACUGGGGGCAGCAGCUGCUGUGACCGGUGUGGCUACGAAAAUUAUUGAAGGCUCAAAUGAUGGGUCAGCAAAAGCAAAAGCCAGCCGCCUCAUGUCAACUGGCACCGAAACAGAGAAGGAGGUUGAGGAGAUUCUACGUCACAGCCCUCCCCAAAUUGCUUCCAUAGCACGGAGGUGCUUCAAAUCCCUUCAACGCAUUCUGAGGAAAGCUGAUGUCCUCAAUGCGGAGGAAUCCAAUUCUAUCAAACUAGCUGCCGUCCCGUACAUUAACGGCAGGGGGGCAGUCAUUGGUCAAAUCGGACACCAUAUGAUAAAUAGUUUUGGAAGGACUGCUCGGUUCCUGGGCAAAGGAGCCAAAUUCUUAGGUCCAGGUGCAGGCCUUCUGGUGGAUGUAGUGGACCUGGUGAAUGAGUCAAAGCAUUUAUCUGAGGGUGCAAAGGCUCAGUUGGCGGAAGACUUGAGGCAGCAAGCCCAGGAGCUGAAGAGGAGGCUGGAAAAACUCAUCCGCACUUACGAAAGUCUACAGGAGGACCUGACUCCAUGA